UCCUGUGGCGCCUUAAAGUCAGGAUCGAAGCUCCGUAGUUACAUUGCUCCAAUAUCGCUUGCUUUUGCAGCGCUGGAAAUUGGAUUUGGAAUGACCCGAGCUGACUGACUAAUGGCUCGUUCUGUAGCGUAAAAAGCCUCCUGCUCCAUUCUCUGGAUGACAUCAUGGCUCUGUGUAGGUCAAGUGUACGUCGGAAUGCCAGGACUGGACCUCUGAACUCACAGGGCCCGCACAUCUACCCAGCCAGCCUGGCUUAGAUGGAGACGAGCCCGCUUUUACACAUCUGAUCCGAGCACUAGAACUGAAAGGGGGGAAGAAUUUCACCCAUCAUGCAGGGGAGGCCCAGGCAGGCCCAGCAUCAGCAGCCAGGAUGCCCAUUACCCAAGAGAACGCACUGAGCCACCUUCCUCUACUUGAGAGCUGGCUGCAGGUUCACGCCAGGGACCAGGAGCAGGACCAGGAGGAUGAGUGUCGGACGAAUGCGGGCGACAACGCUCCGUGCCUCGCCGCGGUCCGCAAGCUGGUCGAGUACAUCCAGCUGAACUUCACGGACUGCGAAAGCCGCACCUGCAAUGGCGGAAUCAAAGAGGAAGCGGACGUAGAGUUGAGGGCGGUGUGGAUGAGCAAAGCCGCCGAAGACGAGCCGGAGUUCGGUCUCAGCUUCGGUAACAUUCCCAUCUUCGGGGAUCCAGAGGGGAAGAAGAAGGUAAGGCGCCGGCGCCGGAAGAGCGACAAGGGUCCUGUGUUGGAUGUAGGGUGCAUAUGGGUUACCGAGGUGAAAAAGAGGAGCCCGGCGGCCUGCUGCGGCGACAUUAAGCUGCGGGAUGAGUUGCUGUCGCUCAACGGACAGCUGAUGGUUGGAGUGGACGUCACUGGAGCCAGCUACCUGGCGGACCAGUGCUGGAAUGGCGGCUGCAUCUACCUGAUCAUGUUGCGGAGGAUCAAGCGCAAGGCCCCCGUCCCUCCGUGCAAUGGCAGCGCCGGCUGCGCAGAAUCUCCCAGCCAUCAUUGCGUCAGCGUCAAGUCGGAGUCCGCAUGCAACAGCCCCACGCGGAACGGCAAACGGACUCGCAAGUUCGGCGUCAUCUCCCGCUCCUCUUUCAGCCGAGACAGCAAGGAGAGCAACGACAGUCGAAACUGUGGGCACGAGAACGGCUACGCUUCUGAGGCCACGGCCUCGGGGGACAGCACACCGACUGAGGACAGUCCUGCCUUAGGCCCCGGAAGCACCACCACUCUGCCUGUUCGCUCAAACUCAUGCCUGGCAGAGAGCUUCAGGACUCAGGAUCAAAGGAAUGAACCAUCCAGUCAGACCAGAGAGAGCAGUAAUAUCUGGAAGAUGCACAUGCUGAAGGGCCGAGAUGGACUGGGCAUCCAGAUCACAGGUGGCCGCGGCUCGAAACGUUCUCCACACGGCAUUAUUGUAGCCCACGUAGAGAAGGGCGGAGCUGCACAAAGGGAUGGACGAUUGAAGACAGGAGAUGAGCUGCUGAUGAUCAACGGUCACUCUUUGGUUGGCCUCUCGCAUCAGGAGGCAGUUGCUGUCCUCCGUUCUGCUGCAGGGCUUGUGGAGCUGGUGGUGGCCAGCAGGAAUGAAUCUGAAGUGGACUUCCACAAGUACCCAUCGAGCAGCCUGCCUGAUCUAGUGAGCACAUGCUCAGCUCAGAGCUCUCCACCCUCCCCGGGGGACGAGAAAGAUAACAUGGUGCCGGACGCGGAGGACAUGAGGGCCAGCAGCCUCUCGUUGCCCACACAUGACUCGUUCACAGAGCUGGAUAAGCUGGAUGAGCAUAGUCGAACUGAAGGACCCAAAGGCUGCUGCCGCAGUCCGACGCCUAUGAAAUUUCGCAGCCGAUCUCAAGGUGGCAGCCGUCUGGAGUCUGUUGGAGAAGACGAUGAAUUAAUAGUUGAAAAUGGUGAAGCAGGAGGUGCUGCAGCAGACAAACCGGCACAUGGUGGACGGAAACAUUCCCUCCCACAGCAGCUGGACACAGUAGGAAUCCGACAUGAGUAUCAAAUCGUGAAGAAAUCAACACGUUCCCUAAGUACUGUUCAAGUGGAAUCACCAUGGCGACUGGCCCAGCCGUCUAUUAUCUCCAACAUCGUCCUGAUGAAAGGACAUGGAAAGGGUCUGGGCUUUAGUAUUGUCGGAGGUCAAGAUUCUGCCCGAGGCAGGAUGGGAAUAUUCGUCAAGACCAUUUUUCCCAACGGAGCUGCAGCAGCAGAUGGUAGACUUAAAGAGGGAGAUGAGCUAUUAGAGGUAAAUGGAGAAUCUCUUCAAGGCCUCACACAUCAGCAGGCCAUUCAGACCUUCAAGCAACUGAAAAAAGGAGUAGUUACACUAACAGUGCGUACACGGCUGAGAAGUCCAAGCCUGACUCCGUGCCCGACACCAACCCUGCUCAGCCGAUCCAGUUCACCCAACUCUAACGUCAGUAGUGGCACACCCUUACCUUCAGGCUUUGAUGAAGGAGACUACCGCAAAGGACCCGGCCCUAAAGAUCGCAUCGUUAUGGAGGUCACACUUAAUAAAGAGCCCGGUGUGGGGUUGGGGAUUGGUGCCUGCUGUUUAACGCUAGAGAACAGUGCUCCUGGGAUCUACAUUCACAGUUUGGCUCCAGGAUCCGUCGCCAAGAUGGAUGGCAGACUCAGUCGAGGCGACCAAGUCCUGGAAGUAGACUCCGUAAGUCUCCGCCACGCUGCACUUAGUGAGGCCUACGCUAUUUUGAGCGAGUGCGGACCUGGCCCAGUGAGCCUCAUCAUAAGCCGACAUCCAAACCCCAAGGUGUCAGAGCAGGAGAUGGAUGAGGCAAUCUCACGCUCUACUCACAGGGAUCAUAUGAGCAGUCAUUCCUGCUACACUCUGGGAAUACCAUCCAAGAGUCCUUCACCCACAGUAAAGGCCAGGCAGGUUGAGGGCAACAACCACGCCCUCAGCUGGACCAUGAAAAGAUUCUUAGAGCCAGCAAGCCGGCAAACCUCUCUAAGUUCUGAGGCUGAACUCUCUCAGUACUUCUCACACGAUGUUCCCAGCCAGUCGUCUCUGUCAGAAUCCACAGCAAUAGGCUCUAGUGAUGAUGACAUGCUUCACAACAGCAGAAGCUGCAAUACAUCACUGGAUGAGCCAACAGCGCCUCAUUUGCAUGCUUAUAAAGACUGUGACCCCUGUGUGGAUGGUACUCCUUCAUCCAGAGAAAGCUGUGAGAAUUUCUCCGGUCCCGUUUGCCAAACCACAGAGCGACAGGCCAGCGUUGGCAGCAGCCCCAGCUCAGUCCGUAGCCCACUCCUGCGUCAGCGCCCUGUCAUUUGCUAUGAAGACGAGCCCAGUGAUGAAGACGAAGAUACCGGAUCCUUUUGCCAAUUAAAAGGUGGCAUCGCCAAUGGUACACGUCAGCAGGAAGAGGACUCUGGCAUCGCUGUGGUUAGUUCUUCUCUGGAAGCAGAUGACGAGAGUCAGCACAGUUCGCUGGAGUCGGUGGAGGGACGUGCCAAUUGCGCAGAGCUGACCCUUAUUCCCGCUUGUUGCCAGGAGCAGAACACGAGAAAAGAGGCCAAGCGUUCACCCAAGCUAGAGCACAAAGCCGUGACGCGUGUGAAGAGCAUGAUGAGCAUCGAAUGUCCAAACCAUGUACAGAAAGCCAAACCUGAGGAUUCCACUGCAGCUCCUACAGGUGGCCCGGCUCAUGUUAGCCAAAGAGGGCGAGCCCAACACCACUGCAGGAAAGGCGAGCUUAGUGAGCUGGCAGGCAUGUGCACUAUUGAGACUGUGGUUCUGAAGCGCACUGAGUCGGAGUCUUUUGGACUGGAUCUAGAGAUCAAGUCAAAUCCUCUAAAGGUCCUGAUAACCGGACUGAAGCCCGGAGGAGCAGCUGAAAGGGAAGCCAAGGGCAGACUGAGUGUGGGGGAUGAAAUUGUAGCCAUUGGCGACACCCCGGUGUGUACCUCUUCCUAUCAGGAGAUCUGUGACUUGAUGCAUGGCUUACCAAUCACACUGACUUUGGAGGUUAAGAAGCCAGUCUCAGCUGUAGAUCGACUGUGUAGUUUAAUGACGUCUUCUGGCUGUGAGCGGUCAACUAGAAUGGAAUCUGCAGCUGCUCCAGAGCAGAAAACGAGCAUGGACCAAACUGGGGUUGCAUUUGUAGAAACAGAAAAUUCCUGUACAGAACCAAACCAUAAACCAGAAGAAGAAAUCCCCACCAACGAGGUUGCUGUCAGUAAUAUCGAUGACGUUGUGACUGAUAUUUUAAACAACGAAAGAUCCAAAUCAGAUUCCACAGACGUUGCAAAAACGAUGACAACUACAGGUUCAGUAGAGACCAGCAACCCAGGACCAAAGGAGCAACCAAAUCCUCUGGAUUUCUCUAUUUUAGAUUCAGAGAACAAAGGUUGCCUUUUACCAGUGGGAAAGACAUUUCUGAACAGUUACUCCCGGAACUAUAGUCAGCUCCUAAAUGAAAACGCAGACCUUUCUGUGAAAGGAUGUGAAGAGCACCCGAGCAUGUAUAAUAUGCUUGAUGAAAGUGAUACUGAGACCGACUCCGCCACUGAUAGUUCAGCAAAGAAUAAAACAGCACAAAACAACUGUGAAGAACUUCAAGAUACUGACUCUGAUGAGGAAGUUGAGCUGUGUUACAGCACCGUUUCUGACCCUCAAUCCAAUCAACAAACUGACUGUUCGGUCUCUCUAAAGCAGGAUAUCUUAAGAAACCAAGCUGGGAAUAAGGUAGGUGCUGCGGAGGUUCUUCAAAGCAUACCUUCUCCCCUAGAUGAUGUGGACUCAAAGACAGAACAUCUGUCCUCUAACCUCACUGAGUCCCGGAGUCUGAUCCAUCAUGAGCCCUUUAAUUCAGAGCCUUCAGAUGAGACAGUGUUGUGUUUGCAGAGAACGUCAAGCUCAGAGCCAUCUGAAAGUAAAUUGGAGAAUGUCGAAAAGGUUUUGGUGCCUGCUACAAGUCCACCGUUCCUCUCAGGUUCACCCAGAGCUAUUGAAAUACCAGUCACGUCAGCCGAGCAAGAUUUUGCAAGUACUGAAUUCAGCGGCAAAUCAUCAAGUACACCGACUAAGGAUAAAGAGAAAAUAAAAACACCCUCCAGCCCUGACUACAAAUUCCAGUCUAAAUCCACUACUAAUAGAGCUGUGGAAGACAAGCCUCUGAACAACACCCCUGUCUCACCUCUUUUAAGUAGCAGGUUCAGGCAAGAGGAGAAAUCAAGCAAACUUAAAGGAUUAAGUAUUAAAAGUAAAUGCAACGGACAGGAGCAACCAGUGUGUAGGCCUGCCAGCCCGUUGUUAAAGAAAUCCAACUGCUCACCCAUUCAUUCCCCUAAAUUAGCAUCUAAAAGGAUUACCCCUGCAGCUAAUCAAAUGGCCAGCUUCCUAGAGAAGAGUAGUUCGAUCAUUAAAGUAGGGGAUCAAAACCAACAGAAUGGGAAUCAAACCAUAAAAGGAAGUGACUCUGUGAGGUCUGAACACGAUGAUGGAACAAAGCCGUCAAUAUCGAAAAGUGAGGCAAGCUCAAAACAAAGGACUUUCAUUGAGGUGCGACUCUCAUCAUCAUCUUCAUCAUCAGCACCAGUCCUUACAUGCCGGGAAUCUUCAGGUAGCAAUAAUUUAAGAGACAGCCCAUUGCAUGAAGAAUCAGCACCAAAACUCACUUCAGAUACUGUUAUUUCCCUAAAGUCAUCUGUGUCUAGACCAGAGUUGAAUAAUUGCAUUGAAAGCCCAACUGAGCCUACAGAAUUAUUUCAAAAUGAUUUCAAGGUAAAUACAACCACUGCAGAAUCAACAAGUUAUAAAGCAGGCAGAUCUAAACUCUACCACAGAGCCCUGGAUCGAAGGAGUUACUCCAUGGGUGGCAGACCUCAAGACCCCAAACCAUUUUCUGUUAGACAAAGAAUCAAGUCAUUUGAAAACCUGGCCAGUUUUGGACCAGUUAUGAGAUGUAUUGACAUCCACUCUUACGCUGUGAGCUCCAAGACCUCUUUUGACAGGAGGCGGUCUGCUAACACGACCUCAGUUAGCGCCCAGUCCACAGAUAGUUGCUCUCUGAAGAGGAGUCUUAGCUCCUGUGUGGCUACUUCGAACUCCUCUUCUUCACUACAGCCACAAAAUUCCUUUUCCAGUUUGGUUCUAAACAGCUCAGAGCCAGCAAGAGAAAAGCCACCAGUUGAGGACGCUGUUUCUCAACCCAGUCCAGUAUUACACACUCCACCGGUGCUGCGCUCCCGCAAUGCCCGUGCCAGUAAUGGGAUGUCACGUUCGAAACUAAGGGAACUAAGGGCACUUAGCAUGCCUGAGCUUGAUAAGUUAUGCAUUGAAGACUUCUCCCAAGACCCAGGCAAUAUCAUGUUUAAGACAGAGCUGGAAAUCCACCCUACAAGACAAACAACAUGCACUAUGGUGACCAGGAUGAGGAUGGUUGAUCCUGGGAUGCCUGAAACAAUUACCAAUGGGGACCAUGGUCAGGAGCAAACUGGAGGACAUUCAAGUUGGUCCAUUAGUAUGAAAGACUUAUUAUCCUCUCCACUGGACCAGAGCAAGGUGCAAACAGCUCUAAAUUCCCUCCCGGCCACUACGGACGUGAAGAAUCUGAUGGAGGAAGUGAACAGUGUUUCAGAGGGUAAAGAGGAUGUUUACGUUGUGGUCUUGAUGAAGGAAGUGGGCUCUGGACUUGGCUUCAGCAUCGCAGGAGGGGUGGACCUGGAGCAGAAAUCAGUCACUGUCCAUCGGGUCUUCACUCAAGGGGUGGCGGGGUUGGAAGGUACCAUCUUACGAGGGGAUGCUGUGUUAUGCAUAAAUGGAAAAAGUCUGCAUGGGACAACUCAUGGCGAGGCUCUGUCCUGUCUCCAUCAAACCAGGCUCGCCGGUCAAGCAGUCGUGGUCAUCCAGAGAAGCAAGAACAGUGAGCCUGUGUCUCCCAGACAGGAACUCCCUUUAAAAUAUGGAUCACAUGUUUCUCCAACUCAUCAACAGAGAAACAGAGAAAACGAAGCAGCUGUGGAAGUUGGGCCAGAUGGAGCAUUAAGUGUUGAGCUGAUGAAGACCUCAGCAGGCCUGGGUUUCAGCUUAGAGGGGGGCAAAGCUUCAGUUCACGGUGACCGCCCCCUUUACAUCAAACGUAUUUUCAGAGGAGGUGCUGCUGAACUGUCCCAUGUUAUCGACGUUGGAGAUGAACUUCUAGCCAUCAAUGGCAAGUCCUUGCAGGGCCUGAUGCAUUACGAUGCCUGGAACAUCAUAAAGACAGUUUCGGACGGCCCUAUCCAGUUAGUCAUUAGAAAACCCCGCACCUCAGUAUGACGUCUGAGGGACUGUUUGCAGGACCGAUGUGAACGAUCUGCAUGUGAAGCCGGUGCCAAACUGUUGUACAUAUUGAGCGCUGCUAUUGCCAUUACUUUUUAGACUUGAUUUUUUUCUAACGUCACUCUUUGAGGAUUCACUGCGCUCAUGGCAUUUCUACUGAGAAACUAGCUGGUAGCGUAGCAGGUACUUGUACAGUGUACUUAACAGCUGAUUAUCAUGUUUUCUCUUCUUUCCAUGUUCACACAGGAAUAAUGGAGCUUCGUUUAAAAGAGCUUACUCGUGAAUUUCCUGUUUAUAGGUUAAUUGUAGGUUUUUCAAAGCAGCGUCCUACCAAAGUAUGUUUGACUUUAAGCUCUAACUUGUACAGGUUUUAUACAUUACGUUAGCGGAGCUUUUAGCGGGGCUAUGGGAUGGCCGGGUGUGUGUAAAGGGGGAUGUCCGAAGCCCCGCAAUGAAUUGGGGCCCUGUUUAGGAUAUUUCUGCAGUGGCUAAUUCCCUUUAUUUCCUUCUUAACCCUUUAAGUACUAAAGCCUGAAAGUGACCCUUUGGACACACUGUAAUUUUUUAUCUGUAAAAAUGUGUAAAUACAAUAUUAAUAGGUGUUUCAAAUUCUUUCUUAGCAUAACCCUUUACAUGUUAACG
Molecule: messenger RNA, 7942 nt
Organism: Trichomycterus rosablanca
Lineage: Eukaryota; Metazoa; Chordata; Actinopteri; Siluriformes; Trichomycteridae
Gene: pdzd2
Product: PDZ domain containing 2
Exons: 24
Coding region: 371-7297 (2308 amino acids)
Molecular function (GO): protein binding
Source: RefSeq, a predicted model, not a curated record